This is a messenger RNA of Coffea eugenioides, 1423 nucleotides long. Its product is annotated as protein G1-like5. Gene Ontology annotation, cellular component: nucleus. The record is from RefSeq and is a predicted model, not a curated record. The transcript has a single exon. The coding region runs from base 200 to 790 and encodes 196 amino acids. NCBI's taxonomy places the organism in Eukaryota, Viridiplantae, Streptophyta, Magnoliopsida, Gentianales, Rubiaceae. Gene Ontology annotation, biological process: response to light stimulus; mRNA transcription.
CUUGCAUUUUGCAGCCCAUAUAUGAGUUUUCUCCACCCUCUCUCCUACUUUGUUACACUGCAGCUACCAAAUGAAACCCUAGUUUAAUUCCAGUCAAAUACAAACAUAAGUGGAAUAAAACGGUCACAAGCCACAGAUUUUCAUCUUGAAGCCACCCGCAGCUAGCCAAUAAGUAACAGUAGUGGUAAAUCUUUAUCUGAUGAUGAUGGAUCCAUUUGCAGAUAUAGAAACAUCCCAGUCUGAGAACGCCACGGGCAACAGCAACAACAGCACAUCUGCAGGAACAUCCUCAUCUGCUGCUUCCACUCCCAGCCGAUACGAGAAUCAGAAGCGCAGGGACUGGAACACUUUUGGGCAAUAUCUCAAAAACCACAGGCCUCCCCUCGCGCUUUCUCGCUGCAGCGGAGCUCAUGUCCUUGAAUUCCUUCGCUACCUGGACCAGUUUGGGAAAACCAAAGUCCAUACCCCAAUCUGUCCCUUCUACGGGCAUCCCAACCCUCCAGCGCCUUGCCCUUGCCCACUUCGACAAGCUUGGGGAAGCCUUGAUGCCCUCAUUGGCCGCCUCCGGGCUGCAUACGAAGAAAAUGGAGGCAGGCCUGAAGCAAACCCUUUCGGAGCUCGAGCUGUGAGGCUCUACUUGCGCGAAGUUCGUGAUCUGCAGUCCAAAGCCAGAGGGAUAAGCUAUGAGAAGAAGAAGCGCAAGCGCCCCUCGCAACAGCACUUGUCUGCAGCAGCAGGAGCGGGAGCAGGAUCAGCAGCACCCGCAGCAUCAGGUGAUCAUGAUGCUUAACUACUUCAUAUCAACUAAGUUUUUACUUAAAGUUUUUCUGGAAGAUUAAUUAAUGCCUUAGAGCCGUGCUGGGUCUUCCCAAUCUUGGUUGAAUUUUUGGUGGAUCUUUUGUCGAAUGUUGUGGCUUUACGAGUAGUACUGCACUAGGGUUAGUUAGAUUUUACUUCUUCUAAAGUGGGAUUCGAUCAACUGCGAAACUGUUACCGACUACUACUACUGUUUAUUCAGCUGGGGGGCAUGCACCAGACCAGAUGAAUGAGCAAUAUAUUGCUUCCACCUGGGAGCAACUUUUAUUUAUUCUGCUUUUGAUGCAAACAGUAGCAGCGUUAGAAGCACUAUUAUAUAUAGUAUAAGCCUAGUAAUAGUCGUACUGCUAAAAGGUGGAGUUAAUGUACUACUACUUGCAGUAAUGACUCAUGUUCCAUGUGCAACUCUAGCAUAUAUAGAUGCAUUCCAUCGUGUAGUUUCCCAACCAAAAGUUUGUUUCAUCUAAUCAUCAUUUCAGUGUCUAAUUCUGUUGGUUUUGUGACAAUUGACGGUUCAGUUUUGGAUGCUAUUAAAGCUGGCGUGGUCUUGUGAACUUAGGGAUUGUUGGCCAGAUGAUAGCCUCUGAUGUGUAUGAGAAAUUUCUAA